Myodes glareolus (Bank vole) is the source of this 6234-nucleotide messenger RNA. The record is from RefSeq and is a predicted model, not a curated record. NCBI's taxonomy places the organism in Eukaryota, Metazoa, Chordata, Mammalia, Rodentia, Cricetidae.
CACUCGGGGUGGGAGGCUGCUCUACAUAUGUCCCCUUCAUUCCCCUCUAGCGAGGACAGUGUCCUGCAACUCCAACCACCUUCCUAGGUACUGCUGUAGGCUACAGCGGUACCCCUGCAAGAGCCCAGGAUAAGGGGCUACCACUCAGGCCCAAAGUUCCUUGAACCCUGAGGCUGACUGGGAGGCUUCUUCUGUCUUUAUCCCCAGAGCCAGGCUGCAGGGGGCCUGGUGGAUCUCUGGUUCCCAGUCCCAGCCCCUCAUCCCAGCCCCUCUCUGAGGAGGAGGCAGGCAGCCGAGCCUCUGCAGCCAGAGCUUUUCAGCUCGGAGCUCUGGAGCCAGAUGUAACAUUGACCUUAAAUGGUAAAAGCUCCCCAGAGUGAAGAGAGGCUGGCCAGGGAGGAAAGGGGAAUAACUCAGUUUUAGGUAAGUCAUCGCUAUUGCCUAGAAUAACCUGCCUCUUCAGCCCGAGGGAAGCAGAGAGGCGCCUUCUCCUCCUUAAAGGCUGCGGAGCCCAAGCCUCUUGGAGCAUCUUUGGGGUUGACACAGCAGAGGUUCCAGGCAUACACAACCACUCCAGCCAGGAGGCUGCCAUGCCCCACAUUCCUGAGGAUGAGGAGCCCCCUGGAGAGCCACAGGCAGUCCAAACCCAAGACUCUCCCUCUGCAGGACCGUUUCACAGCCCUCCCACAAUCAUCCUGACGGGGGAUGCCAGUUCACCUGAAGGAGAAACCGACAAAAACCUGGCCAACAGAGCUCCCAGCCCCCACCGCAGGCUUUCCCACCGACACCUGAAGGUCUCCACGGCUUCGCUGACUUCUGUGGACCCCACGGGACAUGUCAUUGACCUGGUAAAUGACCAGCUGCCAGACAUCAGCAUCUCAGAGGAAGACAAGAAGAAAAACCUGGCGCUUCUGGAAGAAGCCAAGUCGGUGAGUGAGCGAUUCCUGGCCCGCCGCGGGAGGAAAUCAAGGAGCAGCCCUGGAGACUCCCCAUCAGCCAUUUCCCCAAACCUCAGCCCUGGAGCAUCUCCCUCGCCCUCCAGAAGCUGCUCGCUCACCCUUUCCACACCACCAGGUUUCGACACGGGCACUGGCCCGCAGUCCCCUUCGCCGGGAGGACCACCACAGCAAAAGGGGCAUGAGGUCGACAUCUCCUCAUCUCACCUCGGAGAGCCUAUUGUCUCCAAAGGGCUAGCCGACCGGAAGCAGAAUGACCAGAGGAAAGUGUCUCAAGGCAGACUGGCUCCUCGCUCUCCCACACUGGAGAAAUCCAAAGAACUUAGAGUAGAACAAAAGGAAAACUUUGAUCCCCGUCAGCAUCCGGAGGCCACGCCCACGGCUCAGGCUUCAGGAGCAAGCAUCAGUGGGAAAAUGGCCCUGAACAGCCCCCAAUCUGGCCCUGCUGAGGUGGAACUCGGAAGGCAGCUCCAGAAGACAGUCAAGGAAGGCAGCCCUCUGCCCCGAGGUGCAGUCCAAGGCUCAGGAGGAACUGUUUCCUCACACCUGCAGGGACAAGGCUCUGCUGGAGAACCUGUGGGGCUUAAGGCUGGUACCAAAGCUGAGCUGCGGCCCCCUGUGUCGCGCCCCCCCUUGAUACGGGGAGUCUCUUGGGACAGCAGCCCCGAAGAACCUGGUCCCCUGCUGCAGAAGGUACUUGCUAAACUGCCUCUGUCAGAGGAAGAGAAGCGGUUUCCAGGCAAAGCCAAGCUCGCUAAGCCGCCUGGGCUCAAGGACUUCCAGAUACAAGUACAGCCGGUGCGCAUGCAGAAACUGACCAAGCUUCGGGAGGAACAUAUCAUGAUGAGAAACCAGAACCUGGUGGGGUUCAAGCUUCCCGAACUGAGUGAGGCUGCGGAGCAGGACAAAGGGGUCUCUUCCGAACUCACCCCAGCAGCUGAGGAAGAAGAGCCGAAGAGCGGUCUGGAUGUGAUGCCCAGCAUUUCUGACAUACUGCUGCGCAAACUGAGGGUUCACAAGACGCUCACCGGAAGUGCCCCUCCACUCACUGAGAAGGAAGUUGAGAACGUGUUUGUACAACUGUCCUUGGCCUUUAGAAAUGACAGCUACACCUUGGAGUCUAGAAUUAACCAGGCUGAAAGGGAACGCAACCUGACAGAGGAGAACACCGAGAAGGAGCUGGAGAAUUUCAAAGCUUCCAUUACGUCCUCAUCAUCCAUCUGGUACCACUGUGAGCACCGAGAGACCUAUCAGAAGCUUCUGGAAGACAUCGCGGUCUUGCAUCGUCUGGCUGCCCGCCUCUCCAGCCGGGCCGAAGUGGUGGGGGCUGUGCGCCAGGAAAAGCGCAUGUCAAAGGCAACGGAAGUGAUGAUGCAGUACGUGGAGAAUCUGAAGAGAACGUACGAGAAGGACCAUGCCGAGCUCAUGGAAUUUAAGAAACUCGCAAAUCAGAACUCAAGCCGCAGCUGCGGUCCCUCUGAAGAUGGGGUCCCACGCACGGCGCGAUCUAUGUCCCUCACGAUGGGCAAGAACAUGCCCCGCCGGAGGGUCAGUGUUGCCGUGGUUCCCAAGUUUAAUGCCCUGAACCUUCCUGGCCAAGCCCCCAGCUCAUCGCCCAUCCCCUCCCUACCGGCUCUGUCUGAAUCGCCCAAUGGAAAAGGAAACAUAGCCGUCCCCCCGGUGCUGCCUGCUCUUUUGGAAAAUGGAAAGACAAAUGCAGAGGCUGACUGUGAAGCUUGUGCCCCCGCGUUGCUCCCAAGCUGCCUGGAGGACGUGAGCCAGGAGACCAAGGCCAGGGCAGAGGAAGAAGCCUACAACAAAGGAUACCAGGAAGGGGUAAAGAAGACAGAAGAACUUCAAGAGCUGAAGGAGGAGGAAGAGCAGAAGACAGAGAGCCCUGAGGAACCAGCGGAGGUAGAAGAAACUGAGGAGGAAGAGAAGGAGCAGAGAAGCAGCAAACUUGAAGAACUGGUCCAUUUCCUACAAGUCAUGUAUCCCAAAUUGUGUCAACACUGGCAAGUGAUCUGGAUGAUGGCCGCGGUCAUGCUGGUGUUGAGUAUUGUGCUUGGGCUCUACAACUCCUAUAACUCCUGUACAGAGCAGACCGAGGGGCCCCCUGGGAGAUCCACCUGCUCCGCGGCCCAGCGGGACUCGUGGUGGAGCUCAGGACUCCAGCAAGAGCAGCCAGCGGAGCAGUAGGCCCUCAGACUCCUUAGCCAUGCCCUCCUCUAGUGCAUUCACCCCACACCCUGUCCCCGCGUACAGUGUGCCAGGCCCAGGUGUGCCCAUGUGGCCACCCAUCCCAUCGGGGAACAAGGAGGCUUUCUCUUCCCCCUCGUCACCUCUGUGGAAGCUACUCACACAUCAUAAGCUGAUGCUUUGAAGGGAUCAGCAAAACCGCUCUGGGAAUGCAUCUGGUGGACAAAAAAUGACCUUCAUGAAGGACUCUGACACAAGGGAAGAGCUCUGCCCCUGACCCAGAGGGCUAGGAGAACUGAAGGCCCUUCAUUCAGAGGACAGCGUGAAGCCUGCUCUCUCUUUUCCUCCCUAUGUUUCAUAAUCAGGAAGAGUUGCAGUUAAUGGCCAGUACUGACCAUAAGGAUCAGACCUGGGACUUGGAGUCACAGCGUGGAUAUCUUCCCACUUCAUUUGCCACAACCACUCUUUAGCCUUCUCUCUCUCCUUCAGAAUCACCAUUUCUUGUCAGAGCAUGGGAAAAGCUUCCUCAGAAAAGUACACAGGCUAAAAGUAGCCCCAGGCUCGAAAGGAAGCAGGAAGAUGUGAGUUAAUAUAUAACGUGUCUUUAUGCAUAUGGACUGCACACGCAGCAUGUUUGUGCACAGACACCCACUCUCUGGAAGUGUGCUCUGCUCAGUGGCAGCCAUGUUGUGCCAAGCAAUUGGUUUUCACUGGGUAUGGAACAGUAGUCACCAGGCAUCCUUACAGGGAGCCCUUUACACACUCUGACGAUGUUUGAAAGCCCUAAGAAGUCACGACUGCGUUGCAUGUCCGGUGCCAGUUGAAGCUGCUCGUCGGCACAGUCUGUUCCCUGGUUGUGCAGUGCCUUUGAAAGUGAUCCUACAUAGCUAACCCACCCCUUGGGUAAGAAAAGGUGUGCCUUCCACUCCAGACUCUCACUCUGCCUUGCACCUCAGGGCUGCCGUUCUCAUGGUGUUUCCUGCCCAAAUGUGUCCUUUGGAAGACCUGCUCAGUAUCAAACCGAAGGGGCGCAUCUCACCUCCAGCACAGCGUCUCUCCCGCUGCUCGGCUGUUACCCUCAUUCGGCUCUCAUCAGUUAGAGAUAGGACUUCUGUGGUGGUUGCUUUUCAUUGUUUGUGUUGCUCACACUCAUGUAGACCUUAUUGUGAGUCAAAACUGUCUCAGUGUUAUAUAGGUAGUAAUUCAUUUAGUUCUCAGGAAAAACAAAAUCUGAAAUCGGUGUUUCUCUUUCUCUGUUCAAAAAAGGAAACAGAAGCAUAAACGAUACAAGAACAUACACACACGCAUACACACACACACACACACAUACACACAAACAUACACACACACACACACACACACUGACACAACUUGUCAAGCAUAUAUAGCUAGUAAGUAAGUGGUCUGGCUUCAGGGCUGUACCCCUAACCCUUCUCCUAUGGUCUCUCAGCUAGGCGCCUUCCAGCCUGAUCCCACCCCUGCCCAGCUGGCCCUUCUGCUGUUUCAAACCUGCUGUGGUUCCCAAAUGAAAUUGCUUCUCCUUCUGUAGGUCAGCUCACGAGCAUCUCUCCUGCCCUUGUCCUCUUCUCGCCACUCCUGAGGACCAGUCACAAACACUACCCCUCCAUACAGGCCUUCCACGUUCUCACCAUGCCCAGCAUCCUGGGGGCAUCCCGCUUAGUGCUUCUGGCACUUGUGAAAUUUCAACCCUUGACCUGUAUCUAUGGUCUAGCUUAUUUAUACAUCUGCUUCCCUGGACAUUUUCCCUCAAAUACUAUGCCUUACCAUCUCAUGGGUAGGUACAUAACACGACAAACACUUUGGAGGGAAUCAUUCAAUGUUGGUUGAAAGAACAAGUGAACAUUAAAGGUGGAGAGUAACCUAGAACAUGAGGUUUCCCAAUACCAUAACCCUCAGGACCCUCCUGUCUCCAUGAGAAACCUGUCACGAUUGAUUCCUAAUCUCAGCUUGUUUUUUAUCUUUCUCUGUUUACUCUGAGAGAACAAGAAUGGAACCAGACUACAGCAACCCCUUUCCCGAGUUCAAGUACAAGACUCCAUACAAUCACUCCUUUCAGACAGACAUGCCCCCCGACCAACCCUGACCAGGCCUCAUAUUAAAACACUGGUUUUGUAGGGACAUCCUUUGCAGUGGAUGGAAAUGGCAGAGUGAGGAACCCAAGGAUGUGUCAUUAAAGGUAAUGAGAUUCAGAGAGAGGCAGUGGGAUUUUGUGGGCAUAGGUAGAUUGUUUACCUGGUAUCUUUCAUAGGAAAAAAUACAGCCAAAGGAGAUUUAGCUGCAAAGCACUGUAUAGCCAAAGACAAGGUGCAGACGGAAUGCAGGGAGAGCAGCUGCUAGGACUCUAGGGGGUCAAUAUCUAGUCUCAGUCCAACCCCACACCUAAAGAAGGUCCAACUUGAGCGAGGCCUUUGUCCUUUGGGCCACAAAUUCCCACCACGUUCUAGGUGAGACAGAGUCAAGGGGAGCAUAUGCAAACUGCUUCAGCAUCAUCGCUGACCUCUGAAGCCUGCAGGAGCCCGGGGCCUAGACCAGCAACCACACUACUCCAGCUGUGAGGGCAGCUGAGGAAAAGAACAUCUCCAAAGACCAUAGCCAUACUUAGAACAACGUGGCUGAAAACACGCUCGUUGGGCCACCUUUUCAAGAAAACGGGGGAUAACUUGAAGCAGGCUCACCUGCUGCCACACAUGGCCAGUGACACGGAAGCCAGCCUUGUGUUUCCCAACAUCACAACAAAAUGAAAUAAAACUUUUCAUUCAAGAUGCCUCUGGAACCGGACAUUUCUGCUUCGCCUCCAGUGUCUGAUUGCCAGCCUUCUGCUGCAGAGGAAUGUGUUUGCGUCACCACUGAUGUCACUUCCUGAAGGACCUUCACUUUCUAGCCACCAUGAAGUCUGUCUCCUUUGUACAGCCUGGAAGAGGGAACAGCGAGGGAGACGCUGGACCUAUGUCACCAGCUGUCAGGCCUUCAUGUUAACCCCGCCCAGGUAGGUGUGCUAGUUCUGAACUUAGAAUGUCACAUAGCUGAGUUUGAAAAUAAACGCACAUUUCCAAACCUU